AAGAGGAAAACAGGGUGGAAUUUGGAAACUGGAAAGUGCAAACUACAACUGCAUCUGCAUCAGCAUCAGGGGAUUUGAUUUGGGUCUAAAACCACGGAAUCAGCUCAUACCUCAUAGUUCAUAGCUCAUACACCAUGGCUUCUUCCGAUCCCAACAAGUUGAUGGCCAAAGCCGACAAACUAACAAAACUGAGUCUCACAAGGUGGAGUGCCGAUUGGAAAUCUGCUACCCAGUUAUACGAGCAAGCCGCUAUUGGGUAUAGGGUCGCCAAGAACCAUGAAAAAGCAAAAAUUGCAUUUGAAAAGGCUUCCAAAGGACAAGAAAUGCUUUCCUCACCCUGGGAUGCUGCUAAGCAUAUGGAGUCGGCUGCGGCUUUAGCUAAAGAAGUAGGCAAUUGGACUGAAGUUGCUGAUUUCUAUAAAAGGGCUUCUGAGCUUUACAUGGUCUGUGGAAGACCACAACCCGCGUCCGAUGCUCUUGCAAAGGGUGCCCGUGCUCUUGAAGAUGCUGUGCCUGAUGAAGCAAUUCAACUUUACACCGAUGCUUGUUCUAUUCUUGAAGAGGAUGAUAAGGAACAAAUGGCCUUUGAUCUAUAUCGUGCUGCCACAUGUGUUUAUAUAAAGCUUGAGAAGUAUACAGAUGCUGCAACUUUCUUAUUGAGAUGGGGCUUAGCAGCUGAUAAAUGCAGUGCUACCAAUAGUCAAUGCAAGGCAUAUCUUAGCGCAAUUAUUGUUUACCUCUAUGCACAUGACUUCAAGCAAGCAGAGAAGUGCUAUAAUGACUGUUCUCAGAUUGAUGUUUUCUUGAGAAAUGACCAUGGUCGUUGUGCUAGUAAGCUUCUCUCUGCCUAUUCAGAAGGUGACAUUGAAGAAAUCAAACGGCUGGGUCAGUCAAGCACAAUUUCUAAUCUUGACCAUGUGAUCAUCAGGCUUGCAAGGAAACUUCCUACAGGAGAAGUGAGUGCACUAAAGACUGAAGCUGCGGAAGAGCAAGAAGAGCCAUUGGAUGAAAAUGACCUCACUUAACUUCUCAAAGAUCGUGUGUGGAUACAGUAUGUUUGUGUAAAGGAUAUUAUUUCAAUAUGAAAAUUGAUUGAGGUUUGUAAUGUAAACAGUAUGAGUUCUUUAAAAGAAGUAAACUCUUCUCUCUGAUGAAGUUUUAGUGACCAGAGUGUAGUCAAAUAAAAUUGUGUUUAUGAUGGCUUCACACUACA
Molecule: messenger RNA, 1213 nt
Organism: Quercus robur (English oak)
Lineage: Eukaryota; Viridiplantae; Streptophyta; Magnoliopsida; Fagales; Fagaceae
Product: gamma-soluble NSF attachment protein
Exons: 9
Coding region: 135-1025 (296 amino acids)
Biological process (GO): intracellular protein transport
Cellular component (GO): SNARE complex; vacuolar membrane
Molecular function (GO): syntaxin binding; soluble NSF attachment protein activity
Source: RefSeq, a predicted model, not a curated record